Phragmites australis (common reed) is the source of this 1864-nucleotide messenger RNA. Its product is annotated as protein RETARDED ROOT GROWTH, mitochondrial-like. The transcript is spliced from 7 exons. Lineage: Eukaryota; Viridiplantae; Streptophyta; Magnoliopsida; Poales; Poaceae. Bases 16 to 1350 code for a protein of 444 amino acids. The record is from RefSeq and is a predicted model, not a curated record.
GUUAAAAAAAGGGACAUGGCCCAGCUCCACAACGACAUGGCUGCCUAUUCUUCUCGGUCCAUUCUAUCCUGUACGGGCCAGGGCCCAGCUCACGAAACGAAACCCCCGGUUCUUGCGGUGCGGGCCUUAGGCCUGCGCGCUGGGUCCCGCCCCAUUUGCUACCUCUCCAAGUCCAAAACGAGUGGAACAGCGAAGUCGAGGAGCCUGGCGGCUGCGCGCGGCACCAACUCGCCUGAUGGGGCGGCUGCGCGCGUGCUGCAGUCUCCGCCGCCUCCUCGUGACGCCGCCUCCACAAGCACCACCACCGGGUCACCCUCUGGCGCGGGGCCCCCACGGCUCGCCCUUCUCGAGGCUCUUCUCUUCGGUAUCGGCGGCCGCGGUCGUCGCGCCCCACGACGCCCGCGACUCGGGUUUCGGUGGCUCGGCGUACUGGGCCUGGAUUCGCGCGGCGGCCGAGGCGGCCCCGGCGCCCGCGCCGCCGCAGGAGGACGAGGACGAGGGCCUUGCGCGCUACAUCCCCGUCAAGGCGUACUUCCUCUCUACCAGGCGGAUCACGGGAGUGAUAUCGUACCUCCGUCGACCCGUUCGCUCAACUACAUUGCGCUCCGGUACUCCGAGUUCCCGGCUGAGAUUAUGGACAUUGGAGUCAAGGACAACAGAUUUUGCUAUCGCUAUGUGGUCGUGUUCCAAUAUGGUUCUGCAGUGCUUUUCAAUAUUGCUGAUCAUGAAGCUGAAUACUAUCUUGAUAUAAUUAGGAAACAUGCUUCAGGUUGGCUUCCGGAGAUGAGAAAAGAUGAUUAUGCAGUGGUUGAGAAACCAUCCCUGACAACAUGGAUGAAAGGAGGUCUUGAUUAUAUAGUUCUUAAAAGUUUAGACACUGAUGGGAUUCGCAUAAUUUCUAGUGUUCUUGGUCAAAGUAUCGCCCUUGAUCAUUAUAUUCGGCAGGUUGAUGAUAUGGUUGAGGAAUUCACUGAAAUUAAUCGUGUCAUGGAGAAGACCGGGAACUUCACCAUGAAAAGAAAGAAGCUUUUUCAACUUGUGGGCAAGGCUAAUUCUAAUCUUGCAGAUGUUAUCAUCAGACUUGGUCUUUUUGAUAGAUCAGAGAUUGCUUGGAAAAAUGCAAAUUAUGCACAAAUUCUGGAGUAUCUUCGGGAGGAAUAUGAACUGAAUCAGCGCUUUGGAAGCCUUGACUUCAAACUGAAAUUUGUGGAGCACAACAUUCAUUUUCUUCAAGAAGUCCUCCAAAAUAGACGGUCAGAUUUGCUGGAGUGGGGUGUCAUAAUACUACUGACUAUCGAGAUUGCCAUCUCAUUAUACGAAAUUGUCAAGGACUCCAACAUGAUCUCCUGAGGGCUCUCUAUCCAAUAGAUCUAUGACACACUUAUCCACCCUUAAAUCACAACUUAUCAUCCUGUUAUGCUAACUCCAGGCACUCCCUCUCACUGUCUCCAUCCCCUGUUGAUUUUUCACCUUAGAUGAAGGCAAGUUGGGUAUGUUCCCACUUCGCUUACCUUCCCGAGUACUUUCGCGUUAUGAGGAUUGCGUCUUUGAGUUUCUUUAUCCUUUGGUUCCAGCUCACUGCUAACAAAAAGUUCCUCCAAUUUUCCAAUACCCAAUGAAUUUCAAGGCUGUCAGGGUUUCAAAUUUAAGCAGAGUAUUCGUUUUCCUUACCGUAUUCAUUUCAGAUACGUGUUCUUAAUAUAUGCUCUUGGCGACAACAGGUGCCAGGUUUUAAUAUUUUCAUAGGACUGUGUUAGAUCCAAUUUUUGGUAAGGCUGAAACCAGCAGGCGCUGGCUAUCGGACCUAAUGUAAACGACCGGAAAAACUUUCAUUACUUAAUGGCAUUAGUGUAGUAUACCUUUA